AUGGCUGGAUCAUUCGUCCUGAACACAGGCGCAGGGAUCCCAUCGGUUGGCCUUGGGACAUGGCAGAUAAAACCUGAGGUUGUCGGCGACACCAUCUACGCCGCUGUCAAGGCUGGAUAUCGGCAUAUUGAUUGUGCUCCAGCAUACAGCAAUGAGAAAGAGGUCGGCUUGGCUUUGAAGAAAUUAUUUGAGGAUGGUGUGGUUAAGCGUGAAGAAUUGUUUAUCACCUCUAAGCUAUGGUCCGGUAAUCAUGCACCGGAAGAUGUGCCAGAGGCAAUUGACACUACUCUGAAAGAUUUGCAGCUUGACUACCUAGAUUUGUUCCUCAUCCAUGGUCCAAUCCGUAUCAAGAAAGGAACCACGCACAGCCCUGAAAAUUUGAUCCCAACUGACAUCCCUGCUACAUGGGGAGCGAUGGAGAAGCUAUACGAUUCUGGCAAAGCUCGAGCAAUCGGUGUGAGUAACUUUACUUGCAAGAAGAUGGAGGACUUGCUCGCCUUUGCACGCGUGCCUCCAGCAGUCAACCAGGUUGAGUGCCACCUGAUCUGGCAGCAAGACAAGCUCCGUGAACUAUGCCAGUCAAGGGGUGUUCAUCUUUCUGCACAUUCACCAUUAGGUGAGGCUAGUGUCCUUAGCAACACUAUUGUCGUGGCUGUUGCCGAGAAGCUGCAGAAAACGCCUGCGCAGGUCGCGUUACGCUGGGGUCUUCAGAUGGGUCAGAGUGUACUACCAAGAAGCGGCAACGAAGGAAGGAUCAAGGAGAACUUUGACAUAUUUGAUUGGUCCAUUCCUGAAGAUCUGAUGGCAAAAUUCUCCGACAUCAAACAGGUAAGGUUGGUGAAGGCGGAGUUUGCAGUUCACCCUCUGAGCGGUUACAAAACAUUGGAGGACUUUUGGGAUGGUGAAAUCUGA
Triticum turgidum subsp. durum (durum wheat) is the source of this 912-nucleotide messenger RNA. Lineage: Eukaryota; Viridiplantae; Streptophyta; Magnoliopsida; Poales; Poaceae. The record is from the annotation of a GenBank genome assembly.